CUCAAAGACACAUUAACGGCUUGUACCAAGUAAAGCUCAAUACAUCCAGUUGAUGCCAUUUGCAGGCCAGCAGUGGUUAUCUACCCAUAAACCCCAGAGUCCGUAUCGAAUCGAAGCCGCGCACGCGCCGAGGCUUACUCCACUUCAAUUGUCCCCACCCCCUCCAACUCAGUGGGUGCUACUCUAUCGAGAUGAACUAUCAAAGGCCCCCUUUUGAGCCCUUGCAGUUCGUCCCCGCACGAGACAGGGAGACGAUGCUGGAUCUUCCAAUUCGGGGGGUUGAUGUCAUCGCCCAUGACCCGCUUGAAAAUGGCGGCAAUUACUGGUGCUUUUAUCUCAAUAUUACGGAUACUACGUCGGUGCAGCUUGACAUGACUCCGUCCUACAGUAUCCCUGGUGUCACAAACCCCAACGGCAGUAAGGGCUUUUUGAUCAUUAGCUAUCUAGAGCACGCUGUUCCAGUAUCGACUACGGCACAGAAAGUCGUGCGAAUGGAAGCUCGCCCUGGCUGCAGAGCGCGAGAUUUCCUCAACUUAAUACUGAGCCAGAAGCGUCAUCAAUAUGAGUUUAACUUUGCAGGAGAAGGCUGCAGGUUUUGGACCACCCAGCAAAUUAACCUCUUUGAGGCAUCUGGAUUUCUCAUCAACCCUUCCCAGGUUGAAGCCGCGAGAGACGCUAUUCUGACGAAGUGGCCCAGUGGAGUCGGGUACCCUCUUUUGGUUGGCACCUACUAUCCCUGACGGUCGUCUAUCCAUGCGCAUACCUUGUGGAUGUAUUCCUCUGCGAGUUGUGCAAAGUAAAG
This is a messenger RNA of Aspergillus neoniger CBS 115656, 802 nucleotides long. RefSeq lists its product as uncharacterized. The record is from RefSeq and is a predicted model, not a curated record. The transcript has a single exon. NCBI's taxonomy places the organism in Eukaryota, Fungi, Ascomycota, Eurotiomycetes, Eurotiales, Aspergillaceae. Bases 192 to 740 code for a protein of 182 amino acids.